UAUCAUUAUUAUUUUACCUUUUUCUUUUUUAGUCAGUAUUAUGCAAAUAUCAAAAAAGAACUCGAACCAACAAAAGACAGUGUCAAAUAAUAUAAAGAAUGAAGAACUUGUGAGAUUAAUAUUACAAGCUUUACUCGAUCUUGGUUACAACAAUGCUGCUACUGCACUAGAGACAGAGUCAGGCAUUUCACUAGAAUCAAGUAUUAUUUUAAAGUUUAGGUCGAGUAUUUUACAUGGUGAAUGGCAAGUAGCGGAAUCCCUUUUAUCUCAAAUACCCUUUAUUUCAACAAAUAAUCUACCUAAAGUUCAAUUUCUAAUUCGACAACAAAAGUUUUUGGAAUUACUGGAAAAGGGUGAAACGAUGCAAGCAUUAUAUGUGCUUAGAACAGAAAUUACACCAUUAGGUCAAAAUACAGAGAGAUUACAUUUACUUACAAGUUUAGUACUUUGUUCUUCAAUAGACGACGUGAUGGAGCAAGCCUGCUGGGAUGGCACACAAGGGGCAUCAAGAGAACAAUUGUUAACAGAGAUACAACAUUUUGUUGAUCCUACAGCCAUGAUACCAAAACAACGAUUGUUAUACUUGAUUAAUCAAUCACUUGAAUGGCAAAAGAGGUCCUGUCUCUAUCAUAAUCCGAGACAAGAUAAUAAAUUUUCUUUAUUUUCAGAUCAUAUGUGUGAUAAAAAUCAAUUUCCUACAACGACCAUCAAGGUCCUUCGAGGGCAUACAGACGAGAUCUGGCAUGUUGCUUAUUCGCAUGAUGGACAUUAUUUAGCUUCAGUUUCAAAAGAUAAAUCAUGUAUUAUUUGGGACAUGAAGACCUUUGAAGCUAUUCAGACAUUUAAGAGUGAAGUGAGUGGAUCGUAUUGUGCUUGGUCUCCAGAUAACACUCGUUUAUUGGUAUGUGGUACGGAUUUUGGUAUUCGUUUAUGGGACCCUUUUAGUGGUACCUUAUUACAUACCUUUCAAAGUCAUCGAGAUCAAGUGACAAGUUGUGUUUGGUUACCUGAUAAUCGACAUUUUAUUUCAGGUGCCUGUGAUAAGAUACUUUGUUUAUGGGAUGCUGAUGAAUCCACACAGCCCGUGACUCGUUGGCCAGUUCAGAGAACGACGGAUAUGAAGAUAACUGAAGACGGGAAACGAUUUGUGACGAUUGGAUUAGAUAAAUGUAUAAGUGUUUAUGAUGUAGAUGGAUUACGUAUCACUGAAAUUGUAAAGAUACCUGAAGAAGGUACGAUCACGUCAUUAACAUUAACAAAAGAUGGAAGAUAUGCAUUGGUCAAUGUUCAAGACGUACAAGAGUUACAUUUAUGGGAUUUAGAUGAAAGAGAGAUAGUACAUAAAUAUUCAGGUCAAAAGCAGAUUACUUAUAUCAUUCGAUCUACCCUGGGAGGACAUAAUGAAUCAUUUGUAAUUAGUGGCAGUGAAGAUAAUCAUGUAUAUAUCUGGAGUCGAGAUCAUGGAACAUUAUUAGAGGAACUAGAAGGACAUGAAAAUACAGUGAAUUGUGUUAGUUGGUGUCCUAUUGAACCUAUGCAAUUUGUGUCUGCGAGUGAUGAUCAUACCAUAAGAGUUUGGGGACCCAAUCAAAAUAGUAUGAUGGAUCUAUAAUACAAUCACGUGGAAUAUAUGCUAAUAAACAGUAUAAUUAACAUAGUGUAUCUCUCUAUUUACAUUAGGACGUUUUAAUCAUUUCUAUCUAAUUCAUUUUUUUGAGUAUCUAUCUAUCUAUAGCAGUCAUUAUAGUUGUAUGUAAUUUAUUUAUAUCCUGUCUAUUUUCUUUAACUUUUAUAGUUAUGUAUUUUUUUUUUUUUUUCAACGUUUAUU
Molecule: messenger RNA, 1828 nt
Organism: Cokeromyces recurvatus
Lineage: Eukaryota; Fungi; Mucoromycota; Mucoromycetes; Mucorales; Mucoraceae
Product: WD40-repeat-containing domain protein
Exons: 4
Coding region: 41-1612 (523 amino acids)
Molecular function (GO): protein binding
Source: RefSeq, a predicted model, not a curated record